Molecule: messenger RNA, 1464 nt
Organism: Amoebophrya sp. A25
Lineage: Eukaryota; Dinophyceae; Syndiniales; Amoebophryaceae
Source: the annotation of a GenBank genome assembly
AUGGUGGUCGCGACAUUGGCAGUAACACAGCCGAGCAUUCUCGGACCUCCGAGCCUAGACUGGACGUGGCUCGAAAGAUGGCGAUCCUCUGGCAGUCUGCGAGGAUCGCAAGCGUUAUUGAUGGGCGAGCAAUCAUCGUCAGCAUCCUCAACAUCUGUCCCGGCAGUGCUUCCACCAGGAUUCCACCGUCCGAGAGGUAAUAUUAGAGGCGGCACGACAACAGGCACUGGAACUGUGGCACAUACAACUGGAAGCACGAUGUUCCUAGAUCCUGAGUCAGGAGCAGCCCCUACGCCCUCCGUGUCCUCAGUAGGUGUUUCAGCAGCAGGCUUUUCAAAAACCAAGACGAAAAUGAUACCAUCGUCCUUCCUUACAACCACAUCGGAGCCUCUGGAGGAGCGCACCCUAUUUCAACUUCCUCCUCGGCCAUCGAGGGGCAGGAUAAGACUGCUACGGACCUCUACUAAACUUGCUAAUGUAAGAACUACAAGAACGUUUACUACAUCAGAAAUAUCGACUUCUUCAUCUUCGACUACAAGAAUCCCAUUCCCAACAAGCUUCGCUGCCUACAAUGCGGAUAAGUUUAUCCCACUGACGCGCUUUCGGCAACAGCAUCGCAGAACGGAAGAUGGGAGACUGUGCGCAGCCGCGUUUAUCCAGGACCAACAACCGUUUACGAAUUGCACUGACAUCGCCGCUCCAACCGCAAACGCAGAGAACGUUGUAGGCAGAGAGUGGUGCUACGUGGAAGCUCAAGUGAUGAAUGAACCUGUGAAUGGUACUCUUCUUGAUGCACUCACGAUUUACCGAUGCAAUUGAUCAUUAUGAAGCUUCAGUUUACGUUCUGAUGUAGUUGGUUUUUUCUUUUCAUUAGACCUAUUUUGCAUGUAGGCUACAGAUAUCACGUUGAAUAUUUGAUCACAGACCUACAACAUAUCCAUUUGGGAAUAGUACUACACAAAUCUAAAAACUGAACCCAAGGUAAAAUGUUACCUAGUUGGGGAUACUGUCAACCAGUGCCGGACUAUGAUGACAUGCGACACGAUCUUGAUACUGAGAAUUUGGCGGCUGCGGAUUUGCCAGAAGGCGUCGAAUUGUCCGAUGCAGAAAUGGAUGCAGCGGGAGAGAAAGCGGCACAGGCGGCGGCGAUGUAGGAAGUAUAAGUAGUUCGUUGUUGUCUGAAAAAAAUAAGGUUGUCUUGGUCUUAAAGAACUAUAGCUACCGGGAGUCCUCAUUGGUAACUGAAAGAAAUUUCAGAACGGUAAAUUGAAUGAAGCACUUCAUUCCGAAGGUGACACUACGAAAAUGAUGAUGCAAUGAAUUCUUACAACUCGAUGUUGUGAAAACUCAGCGAAGAUGAUUUCCUGCUGUCGUGUUCAUCUAGGCAUGAUCCAUCUGCAUCUGUAUAUCCUUCCAUUGAAGAAAUAUCUUCAUCAUGGAGGGUGUAUGACAAUGACAACAAAG